AGAAUGACGCUUCGACCGUAUCCUGAUUACUUGAUGGAACCCAAGAUGCCAGAGGGAUACUUCUCUACGUUUUUCCAAGACAUGAGAUGUUCAUGUGGCACCUGGAUAACAAUGAUAAAGUGGCCAUAUACACCAACAGAAUUGCGGCUCUAUCCAUACUACGCUUCGAACUGUGGAUUGUCCAAACAACGGCCUGGAUUUGGCUGGCAGAUGCCCAUGGUGUCAGCGACCGAAUCAUGCUCCAAUUUUCCAAGGAAAGGGCUUCAAUUAAGUGCUAUGGGACGACAGAUGGAUUGAUGAUGGAAAAGAAUGGGUUCACGCAAGGCAGUCCAUGUUCUCUAUAUUCACCACUGGAGCUUCACCGGGGCUUAGACUUGAUACAUCUUUUUCGUAAAGCAUACCUAUUCUGGCCUCAAUGAGCUACUUUUCUUCCGUUCUAGGGCAAGGAUCAACGCGGGUGUGCUCAUCAGGUGGGGUUCGAAAGUGUAGAGAACAUCAAACAGCACCCGUAAAUAGAUACCGCGGCACGUCGCUAACAACACGCACCUAAGCCACUGCGGCUCUUCGGAAAACGAGAUGGUUCUACUAUUAGUGACGCGUAUGCCUUGCCAAUGUGCGGCCCGCAGCGUCAGGCUCUUUUUCCACAGCACUGCCAUUAAG
This is a messenger RNA of Bipolaris sorokiniana ND90Pr, 660 nucleotides long. RefSeq lists its product as uncharacterized. The coding region runs from base 87 to 419 and encodes 110 amino acids. Lineage: Eukaryota; Fungi; Ascomycota; Dothideomycetes; Pleosporales; Pleosporaceae. The transcript has a single exon. The record is from RefSeq and is a predicted model, not a curated record.